AUGGUCAAACUCGCUCUCCUCAACACGCUCGUCGCCAGCGCCGUCCUCGUCUCUGCGCUCCCCUCGAAGCGCGCGAGCUGCACGAUCAACUCUGUUGACUCGGCGAGCGACAUCUCGGACUGCUCGAGCGUCACCAUCAAUGCGUUCACGGUGCCUAGUGGCAAGACGCUCACGUUGAAGCCUGCUGACGGUGCCAAAAUCACUGUCGCUGGGACCAUCACUUUCGCGAAGACCUCUACCGAGGGCCCGCUCUUCACCAUCGACGGCACCGACAUCACCUUCGACGGUGCCGGAAAGACCGCUUUCGACGGCCAAGGUGCUGAGUACUGGGAUGGCAAGGGCACCAACGGCGGCGCCUUCAAGCCGCACCCGCUGCUCAAGUUCAAGGGCUCCGGCACCUACUCGGACUUCACUGUCUUGAACUCGCCCGCGCAGGCUGUGUCUAUCGGUAACAGCGAUGGCCUGACCUUCGACGGCAUCACCAUCGACAACAGCGCGGGUGACGAGGGCGAGCUCGGCCACAACACCGAUGGCUUCGACGUCUCUGCUGAGGACGUCACCAUCCAGAACAGUGUCGUGAAGAACCAGGACGACUGCAUCGCGAUCAACUCUGGCAAGAACAUCACCUUCAAGAACAACCAGUGCUCCGGCGGCCACGGCAUCUCCGUCGGCUCCAUCUCUUCCGACAAGACCGUCGACACCGUCACCAUCACCGGCAACACCGUCAAGGACUCCAUGUACGGCCUGCGCAUCAAGGUCAAGGCCGCCGCCACCAACGCCGGCGUCACCAACGUGAACUACUCCGGCAACACCAUCAGCGGCAUCGACAAGUACGGCGUGCUCAUCUCGCAGUCGUACCCCGACGACGCCGGCACCCCGGGCACGGGCGCACCGAUCAGCGGCGUGAACUUCAAGGGCGACGCGACGACGGUGAGCGUGAACAGCAAGGCGAAGCGCCUCACCGUCGACUGCGGCGCGUGCUCCGGCAACUGGGACUUCUCGGCGCUCAAGAUUACGGGCGGCGUGGAGGGCUCGGUGGCCAGCGACAAGGCGAAAAUUUCGGGUGGGUCGUACUAG
Schizophyllum commune H4-8 is the source of this 1077-nucleotide messenger RNA. RefSeq names its product glycoside hydrolase family 28 protein. Gene Ontology annotation, molecular function: polygalacturonase activity. Lineage: Eukaryota; Fungi; Basidiomycota; Agaricomycetes; Agaricales; Schizophyllaceae. Gene Ontology annotation, cellular component: extracellular region. Bases 1 to 1077 code for a protein of 358 amino acids. Gene Ontology annotation, biological process: pectin catabolic process. The record is from RefSeq and is a predicted model, not a curated record. The transcript is spliced from 6 exons.